Messenger RNA from Sinocyclocheilus anshuiensis, 1387 nucleotides. Its product is annotated as protein FAM19A4-like. The transcript is spliced from 6 exons. The record is from RefSeq and is a predicted model, not a curated record. Bases 806 to 1258 code for a protein of 150 amino acids. Gene Ontology annotation, molecular function: receptor ligand activity. Lineage: Eukaryota; Metazoa; Chordata; Actinopteri; Cypriniformes; Cyprinidae.
AAGACAGUGGGGUCGGUGAGGGUCACCGGAAGACACUGGGGUCGGUGAGGAUCACCAGAAGACACUGGGGUCAGUGGGGGUCACCACAAGACAAUGGGGCCAGUGAGGGUCAUCGGAAGACAAUGGGGCCGGUGAGGGUCACUGGAAGACACUGGGGUCGGUGAGGGUCACCACAAGACAAUGGGGCCAGUGAGGGUCACCAGAAGACACUGGGGCCAAAUGAGGGUUACCGCAAAACACCGAUGAGGGUUACCGAUGAGGGUCACUGCAAGAUAAAAGGGCUGGUGAGGGUCACUAGAUAACACUGAUAAGGGUCAACCGGAAGGCAGUGGGGUCAGUGAGGGUCACCACAAGACAAUGGGUUUGGUGAAGGUCACCACAAAAAACUUUGUGGUGACAAAGUUUUGGGUCGGUGAGGGUCACCGCAAGGCACUGGGCUCAGUGAGGGUCAACACAAAACACUGGGGCUGGCGAGGGUCACCGCAAGACAUUGGGGCCAAGUGAGGGUCACUGCAAAACACUGGGGCUGGCGAGGGUCACCGCAAGUCAUUGGGGCCAAGUGAGGGUCACCGUAAAACAUUGGGGCCGGUGAGGGUCACUGCAAAACACUGGGGCCGGUGAGGGCCAUUGCAAGACAUUGGGGCCAAGCCUUGCGUAUGAUGAAGAUUAUAACAAGGAUGAUGGUACUGAGUCUCAGACAUUCUUUUGCGUUUGAUGGCUUGCAGAUGACAGAGCAUUAAGUGAAGUGUCAUUCUAAAUUCAGGUAUCCUCUAAAGAUCUACCAGUUUGAGGCAGAGCAAUUACUAUGGAAAAUGCAAGCAUGCAUUGCAAAAGAGAAAUCUGCGUGAAGCUUAUCGACAGGAAUAAAGUAAAGCAGAAACCAGGGGCUCUUCUGCUUGUGUAUGUGUGGCUCCUGUGCUCACAGUCAGUGUCCAGCAGCAACCAAAGCUCUCGAGGUCAAACCGGUCGGUCUGAAGUUAAGCCGAGUACCUGUGAAGUGGUGGCAGCUCAUCAUUGCUGUAAUAAGAAUAAAAUAGAGGAGAGGUCUCAGACGGUCAAGUGCUCAUGUCUUCCUGGACAGGUUGCUGGGACCACCCAUGCUCAACCUUCAUGUGUAGAUGUGUCUAUCGUGCGAAUGAAGUGGUGGUGUCAAAUGGAGCCAUGCUUAAAUGGUGAAGAGUGUAAAGUGUUGCCUGACCUCAACGGCUGGUCCUGCAGUUCUGGGAACAAAAUCAAAACCACCAAGGUCACACGGUAAAGCAACACUUCUGUGGACAUGUGAUGACAACUCAUAAUGUCACGUGAGCAUAUUUUAAAAUCAGACCUGCAAAUGUCAACAAAAAUGCAUGCUCGAGCAGAAACAUGUGAACCGUGAACUAAGACUGUG